AAACUAGUAAACAGUCAUGGUGAAAACCUAGCGGAGGUUUCCCCAGUUACAACCCAGAGACGUGCGUGUUCUGUGUUCUUUCCGGUUGAUAUUGCCUCCGCAAAAUGGGUCGUGUCAGGACGAAGACCAUCAAAAAAGCCUCGAGGGUCAUCAUUGAGAAAUACUACACCAAGCUCACUCUCGAUUUCCACACAAAUAAAAGGAUAUGUGAAGAGAUUGCCAUCAUUCCGACUAAAAGUCUCAGGAACAAGAUAGCCGGGUUCGUUACCCACUUGAUGAAGCGAUUGAGGCACUCACAGGUCCGUGGUAUCUCAAUCAAACUCCAGGAAGAAGAAAGGGAGAGAAGAGACAACUACGUUCCAGAUGUAUCUGCUCUUGAACAGGAUGUCAUUGAAGUCGAUCCAGAAACCAAGGAAAUGUUGAAGAUGCUGGAUUUCAACAAUAUUGCUGGACUUCAGCUUACACAACCUGCCAACCAACCUUAUGGCAGGCGUCAAUAAAUUUUUUUUAUAUAUUUAAUUAUUGUUUUUUUGAACAAUACCAAAUUCUUUACAACAGUA
Cimex lectularius (bed bug) is the source of this 560-nucleotide messenger RNA. RefSeq names its product 40S ribosomal protein S17 (gene RpS17). Gene Ontology annotation, cellular component: ribosome. Gene Ontology annotation, biological process: translation. NCBI's taxonomy places the organism in Eukaryota, Metazoa, Arthropoda, Insecta, Hemiptera, Cimicidae. The record is from RefSeq and is a predicted model, not a curated record. The transcript has 4 exons. Gene Ontology annotation, molecular function: structural constituent of ribosome. Bases 105 to 500 code for a protein of 131 amino acids.